AUGCCCCAAGGGAGCCGGGGGGAACCCCGCUGGAGGGCGCCCGGCCCGCGCCCGCCGCCCCCGCCGCGGACAGCGCUGCCCCCGGCACCGGAGCGGCACCGGAGCGGGGCCGGCACCCCGCGCUCCGGAGCGGCUCUCGCAGCGCCCCGCCUGCGCAGCACGGCCGGGACCUCAAGGGACCCGGGCUGGCGGGGCGAGCGCAGGAGAGCGGCCGCUCCGCAGCUCCGGCCCCACGCCCGCGGCGCGCACGGGGCGGCGCUGGAUGCGCCGGCGGCGGGAGGCGGGCGGCAGCCGAGCGGGACCCCGCGCAGCGGCGCGGAGCGCGGCGUGAUGAGCGCGGGCAGCGGCAGCGGCGCCGCCGGCGCGGCGGGCACCGCCACCUCCGCGCUGUGCCUGCUGCUCUCGCUCACCGCCGUGGCCGUGUGCCUGCUGCUGGGCGCCAAGACGGCGGAGCUGCAGGGCCGGGUGGCCGCGCUGGAGGAGCGGGGCGCCGCCGGCCACGGGCCGCUGCUGGACGCGCUGCAGCCCCGCGUGGAGCAGCUGUUCCGCGAGAAACUCGGCGAAGGACUGGCGAAGCUGCGGACGGCGCGAGAGGCCCCGGCAGACUGCGUGUGCCCCCCAGGGCCCCCGGGGAGGCGAGGGAAGCCCGGCCGGCGAGGAGAGCCAGGACCUGCAGGGCAGUCAGGACGUGAUGGUUACCCGGGGCCUCUUGGCUUGGAUGGCAAACCAGGACCUCCAGGACCAAAAGGGGAAAAGGGGGAAACAGGAGACAUUGGCCCAAGGGGUGACCAAGGUCGAGAUGGAGCCACAGGCCCCCCUGGUCCACCGGGACCCCCAGGUGCCCGGGGGCCUCCUGGUGACACAGGAAAGGAUGGCCCAAGAGGACCUCCAGGCCCCCCUGGUUUCAAAGGCGAGCCAGGGGAGGAUGGAGUCAUGGGUGCCAGAGGACCUCCAGGACCAAAGGGUGAACCUGGUGUCCAAGGGAAAAAGGGUGAUGAUGGGAUCCCUGGGGAGCCAGGACUUGUGGGCCCUAAGGGAGAAAAAGGAAGCGUGGGUCUGAAGGGAGAGAACGGCACAGAUGGCUUCCCAGGACUAAAGGGUGAACCUGGUGAGAAGGGAGGAAUUGGCUCCAUUGGACCCCGGGGUCCCCCUGGGCUGAAAGGGGAGCAGGGAGACACCGUUGUGAUCGACUACGAUGGCCGAAUCCUGGAUGCGCUCAAGGGUCCACCAGGUCCCCCAGGGCCACCGGGCCCCCAAGGCACUCCAGGUUCCAAGGGAGAGCUGGGCUUGCCAGGUCCACCUGGAAUGGACGGUGAAAAGGGUCCCAAAGGAGCAAAGGGUGACCAGGGCAGCAUGGGGAUCAUGGGGCAGAAAGGAGAGACAGGAGAAAUGGGCUCAGCAGGUCCCCCGGGAGCAGAAGGGCCGAAAGGAGACAAAGGAGAAAAAGGAGACACUGGGUCACCAUGUCUACAGAAUAAUCAUGUAAGAUCUUGGCAACAUAAAGUCUCUUUCAUGACACAGGAUCAGGCAAAGUUUCCUCUCCUGAACCAUCUUCUCUUGCCCAGCCUUGUUAACGUGCUGUUUCAUUCCCUUCUGCAGAUCAUACCUGAGCCUGGACCCCCCGGAUUACCUGGCCCUAUGGGUCCUCCAGGAAUCCAAGGGCCUAAAGGUUUGGAUGGUGCAAAGGGAGAAAAAGGUGACAGUGGUGAAAAGGGGGACCAAGGUGACACCGGACCUGCUGGUCUCCCGGGUGCUCCAGGGCUCAUUGGUUUGCCUGGUACCAAAGGAGAAAAGGGAAAGCCAGGGGAGCCAGGAUUGGAUGGUUUCCCUGGUCUCAGAGGAGAGAAAGGAGAGAGAAGUGAAAGAGGGGAGAAGGGUGAACGAGGAAUACCGGGGAGAAAAGGGGCCAAAGGACAGAAGGGGGAACCAGGCCCUCCCGGACUGGAUCAGCCUUGUCCCGUGGGACCAGACGGACUGCCAGUAGCAGGAUGUUGGCAUAAGUGAUCUCUAAGCAUGAAGCACAAUAUGUAAAUAAUGUGAUAUAUUUUGAUCUUUUUAAUUUUUGUAUAAAAAAAGGAAAAAAAAAAACUUUUGACAGUAAUAUAUUGACCUUUUUUUAUACUGGAUUCUGACAUUUAUGGACUUGGAAAAUAAUUUAAAGCUCCCAAACCCAUACCACUGCAUGGUAACACCAGGAUUUGCUAAAGGUACCGACGACAGUAGCUGGGGAUGGACAGUGUUCCCUGCUCAUGCUGCAGUGUGAACUAACAGUACUGAGCCAGCCUCGUGUGCCUUACUGCAUGGAGGGCAAAAUCCCUGUCCUGAUUUGGCUCUUAACUUCAUAUUUGCAUUGUAUAUGCACAUUAAAAGGGUGAAAAAAACUGGCUGAAAAUAAAGAAAAAAAAGAUGCAGCCCUAAAAAUGAAAGAAGCUGCUGUCUGUUGUCUGGUCAAA
Molecule: messenger RNA, 2453 nt
Organism: Sturnus vulgaris (Common starling)
Lineage: Eukaryota; Metazoa; Chordata; Aves; Passeriformes; Sturnidae
Source: RefSeq, a predicted model, not a curated record